Molecule: messenger RNA, 1526 nt
Organism: Leguminivora glycinivorella
Lineage: Eukaryota; Metazoa; Arthropoda; Insecta; Lepidoptera; Tortricidae
Product: zinc finger protein 782-like
Exons: 4
Coding region: 174-1499 (441 amino acids)
Biological process (GO): regulation of transcription by RNA polymerase II
Cellular component (GO): nucleus
Molecular function (GO): DNA-binding transcription factor activity, RNA polymerase II-specific; RNA polymerase II transcription regulatory region sequence-specific DNA binding
Source: RefSeq, a predicted model, not a curated record
UUAUUGUAGGAAUUGUAGGUUGGGUUGGAAUUUUAUAAUAUAAUAGUCAUGAAUCGUCUGUCCUCAUAAGUUUUGAAGAUAUAAAUCAAUUAUAAUUCAUACUUGUUUGAAAACAAGUCCUACUGCUGUCCACAUGCUACAAAUAGUGCCACUGUGUUUACAAAUAGUUUACGAUGGAGUCAUCAGCAUUACAGGGCACUGAAAGUAUUACCGUGAAGACUGAGCCCGGUGAGGAUGCGUGUAUGACGGAUUUAUCAACGAUCGCAGUGUCUGUGAAAGUGGAGCAUUUGCUGGACGAUGUGUGCGUCAAGGACGAACCUAGACCCGAUGGUGUGUGUAUAAACAGUGAGCCAUCGAGCUCAGAAGUGAGUGUAAAAGAGGAGUCAGCCAGCGCGCGCGUGGCGGCGGAGCUGUACGCCGGCCACGCGGUGAAGGACGAGCUCGUGCUCGGCCCCGAGCUAGUGGAGCGCCGCCCCGUGCGACACGCAUCAGUGGCGUCAAAUGGGGCGAUCAAACAGCAGCAGUUGAGUGAGAUUGUCCCCAGGGGACCCUUCCUAAGGGACUGCAGUGUGCGGUUGAAUCGUCUUGACAUGGACAAGCUUCUCACGCACAUUCGGAGUACAGACCGGGACAACGAGUCAGGGCAAACUCCACAGAAGAUAUCAAGUGGCGGACCCGAAACCUACAGAUGUGCACACUGUAAAUAUACAACGGUUCAAAAACUACGCUUAAUUAGGCAUUUGAGUAAACACUGUGACCCGUGUAACUAUACUUGCAGCUCAAAGAGUUGUCUGACAAUUCAUUAUAAGAAACACACCGAUGAAAAGCCAUAUAAAUGUAACCAGUGCAACUACGCUAGUAGCCGGAAAAAUCAGUUGCUUAGUCAUGUAAGGACACACACUGGGGAAAAGCCAUAUAAAUGCAAGCAGUGUAACUACGCGAGUAGCCACAAACAUCAUUUGCAACGUCAUGUAAGGACACACACUGGGGAAAAGCCAUAUAAAUGUGAUCAGUGUGACUACGCUAGUAGCUAUAAAAUUUCAUUGCUAGUUCAUGUAAGGACACACACUGGGGAAAAGCCAUAUAAAUGCAACCAGUGUAACUACGCUGGCAACUUCAAACAUGAUUUAAAAGUUCAUGUAAGGGCACACACUGGGGAAAAGCCAUAUAAAUGCAACCAGUGCAACUACGCCAGCAGCCAUAAAAGUUCACUGCGAGUUCAUGUAAGGACACACACUGGGGAAAAGCCAUAUAAAUGCAAGCAGUGUAACUACGCGAGUAUCUGCAAACAUAAUUUGCAAUGUCAUGUAAGGACACACACUGGGGAAAAGCCAUAUAAAUGCAACCAGUGUAACUACGCUGGCAACUACAAACAUGAUUUAAAAGUUCAUGUAAGGGCACACACUGGGGAAAAGCCAUAUAAAUGCAACCAGUGCAACUUCGCCAGCAGCCAUAAAAGUUCACUGCGAGUUCAUAUCUUGAGAUGCCAGUCAUGCUGACCAGUGUGGAAGCAACGAGGACAGCGG